AUGCCAAAACUUUUAUAUUCAUGUAAAAAAGAAAAGAUUUCACACAGUAAAUCAAGUAUAAAGAAAAUGAUCACAAAUUAUCAUCGUCAUUUAUUUUUAUUAACUAUUGUUGUUAUUUUUCUUGUACUAUUCCCUAUAGUCAAUUGUACAAGUGAUCAAAUGAAGGCAAGAUCAGUUGAAAAGAAAAUGCAAACAACAGCAAUAAUAAGAAAUACUUUAAAUAAUAUAUUAGAAGAAGAAAGAUUAAAUAAUGAUUCUGAAGAAGAACAUUUAAAUAAUGAUUCUGAAGAAGAAAUCAAACAUCUUCUUGCAGAUAUGAUGAAAAUUUAUCCAAAACGUCGUGCAGCUUUAUUUCAUGCUAUGCGAGGAAAAAGAUCUACUAACAUUACUUAA
This is a messenger RNA of Rotaria sordida, 393 nucleotides long. NCBI's taxonomy places the organism in Eukaryota, Metazoa, Rotifera, Eurotatoria, Philodinida, Philodinidae. The record is from the annotation of a GenBank genome assembly.